CCACCUCUAACCCUGCCAUUUCUCGAUUUCGUGAACUUUCGUGUUUUAUGGCAUUGUAUGUUGACAAAUGGAGUGACGGGUAUACGGUGUGUUACAAACAUUUCUAAACUACAAAAAAUUCAUCGGAAAACAGUAAAAUGGGCUGUGAAUAAUUCGUUUACGUUAAAUGUGUAGUAUAAGCUUUUGUGUUUCGUCCAAAUUAUUUAAAUAUGUGUAAUGUACCGCCAAAGUUUUAUCAGUUGUGUCGUUUGUGUUUAUCUCAUGAUAAGGAUAAUGCUUUAUUUAUCUUCGAUAAGGCGGCCCUGGAAAAAAAUAUCUUGAAGAAGAUCAUGACGUGUCUGUCAAUUCUGAUCUCGGAAAAGGACGAACUUCCGCAUGUAAUAUGCCUGAGCUGUUCCGAGCAAAUCGAAUACCUCUACAAAUUCAACGAACUGGCCAAAAAAACCGAAGACAUUUUACAUCAGUUUCUAGUUUAUACUAAAGAAUUGAAAGGAUCCGAAGAGGAGAACAUGCGCCAAUCCGAAAAGCUGUUAGAAAAUCUCACAUCUUCCAUUCGAUCGUUGCCGGACGAUUUCAAAAUCGAACCGUCGGAGGAGCCCCGAGACAAUGCCAGAGCUUCGAAAUUGGAACUUCCAGUAUUACUGAAACCAGAACCGGCGUUUCAAGAAACAAUCCCGACACCAUUCGGCCUAAACAAAUUCGAUUCGAACGUCCCCGAGGAACCUUCGGCGGUCCAGGACCUCUCCAUGGAUCUAUCCAAAGACACUCCCGACGAACGCGAAUCUUCAUUAACUAUAUCGAAGGUGGUGCCUUGUACUAUACCGCGCUACAGCUACGACAGCAACCUAUCGGAGCCGACGCGUCAGGACUACGUCCGCUACAUGAACCCGGAGAUCGAGCUUCGCGACGAAUCGAACCCGACGGAACCGACGGAUUUGUCUAAUAAAAAAACCGAAAACGUCACGUGCAUCCCCGAAAUAAACUACAUCAGAGAAGACGCUGAUACGGUAUCGGUGUCGAGCGUCAGCUCCGAUCCCGAUCGCCUGGAAGUCGACAUGUCUCAAGUGAACGAAGACCACAGCGAUUCGACGACGCACAGCGCCGCCUCCGAAUCCGGCCCGACGGCGGCGGCGGCGGCCACCGCGCCGGAGACGAGCGCCUCGCUGUGGCGGGCGCUGUCGCGCAACGGCUACGAGCCCGCGCUCAGCGGCGAGGCCGGCCAGCUGCUCAGGAAGCUGAUCACCUGCCGGAAGCUGGGCAUGACGAUCACGCCGACGACGGCGCAGGCGCGCGAACCCGAACGAGCCGGCGCCGAGCGGGCGCAUUCGAAGGAGGGCAGACGGAAGCAGAGCUAUCCGUCGAAGGCGGCCGUGGCCGGCGACGCGCCGUGUCCCAUGGAGCAGGACAACGACGAGGACGAGUACAUGCCGGAUUUCACGGGGAACAAUCCUUGGUGUAAUUUGGUGAAGUCCAGGAGCGGUGCGGCGGCUAAGAGAGUGGAUUUGUCGUGUACGAAUUGCGGUACUCAAACGACGACGAUAUGGAGGAGGAAUCUCAGAGGGGAGAUGGUGUGUAACGCUUGCGGGCUGUACUUUAAACUGCACGGUAUCGACAGGCCCGUUACGAUGAGAAGGGAUACGAUUCAUACGAGGCGCCGAAGACCGAAGGCUUUGGAAAAGGACAAUCUCAAAAAUACAGAUUUCAUGGGUCCCUUUCUGAACGCUCCGGUCGGCAAUUACAAGGGUAAACCGCAUAAGGAUACGGUGGCGAACUCGAAGGAGAAAACAUCAAAUAACAACAAUAAUAAUACAGAAACUUCGGAUACGGACGACAUGUUGAGCGCCCUGAGGCGCCAGUUACAACCCCAUCUGAUCAUGGCGCUUCAGGGACAUCGAAAUUCUGGUUCAAGAUUAUCCACACGUACACACUUACAGGGUCCACCUCAGUCAACAAAGGAUUUUAUUGGUAGAUCGGCGCAGGACGCGGAUUCCGACGAAGACAGUAUAGCAGACCUGCCGUUAAAUCUCGUUUCAACGCAAAUGACUGAGGGAGAAUUGAUUUAAAAGGGGAAAAAUUCUAAUUUAGUUGUUUGUUUUUUUUUUAAUUAAUUUUGUAACAAUAUCCAGUGAUGCGAAACUCUACUUAAUAGCGUUAGAUUUGUACGAUAACUAUACAGUUAUUUUUUACCAAAAUAUGCUCUCUCGCUUUGAAUUUAUUUAUUAACACACGUACUUACGCGGUAACAAUACUCAUUUUGUGUUUCUUUUUGUACUCGUCACGAUUUUAUUUUUGUUUUUUUUUUCUACGAAGUCCCAUUGUGAUAUUUUCGUAAGCUUUUACAGUUUUUACAGAUGUUAAGUAGAGAACGGUAACCAAACUUUUGCUUAUGCCAGUAGUACCAUUACAUUAGUUUAUUUCGCGAAUUGUGAAGUAUUUUAUUCGAGAUACUUCUUAGUUUUUAACGAUAAUCUAAUAUUGAUUGAGCAAUUUUUUUCUACUAAUAUUUCGUUAGAGUAAAAUUAGAGGAGGAGUUUUGUAACAACCGUCCACAAGAAAGAAUACUCUAAUUUGCUGAUGUUAUUGGCGAACAAAUACUCAUUAAAUCGGUUGUAUAGAGGCAAGUCCAUUAUUAAGUAUUAAUACUUGGUAAAUUUACAACGAAUAAAUUAAAUUGUGACCUUUGUUUAGGUUCGAAUACAGCCAGCUAAGUCUCAUUUGUUCGUACUCUUAUUUCCACAUAACGUACUUAUUUAUUACAUAAUUAGAAUCUAAACAAAUGUGAUUAAAAUAGGAAAUAUUUUAGUAGUGGAUUUGCUUCGAAAUUUAUAACAAAGCAAUACGCAAGUUUUUUUUUGUUCGGAUUUAUGUAUUUAAAAUAGAAAUUAAUCGGUUACUACGGCUCACAAAGUGUAUUUAGUUUAUUAGUAAGUAUUAUUCGCUGGUGAAGUAUUAAAAGGAUUUAUUUAUUUUGUGAGUAGUGCGUAACCGGAGUAUUAACCACGAGUGAUAUUUCAUUUUUUUUACUAUAAAUUUAUUAUACAUAUAUUUUAGGGUUUUAAGUUUUUAUGAAAUAAUUCGGAAUUCAGUAUUUUACAUUUUUAUUUAUAAACUAUUGUAGUAAAAGAGCCUAAACCGGCAGCUAUGAGUUCUCGAUGUGAAAAAUGGGGUAAAUUGUAUACUAACAUUCGAAGCGUAGCAAAACUGAAAAUCGAUUCUAAUUAUUGAACAAUAUAUUGAUAAGGUAAUGAAAUUAUUUUGUAUACUUCAACGAAAUCGUUAUGCUUUAAACUAUAAUUUUAUGUUAGUAUUUUAAAGCGUAACAAAUAUUAAAAAUGGCCAUUUUUGAAAAAUACUGUUAGGGAAAAGGAGUUUGAAGUGAAAGUAUUAAUUUUUACAAGUUUAGGGGGUAAUGUUGAUCGGUUUCUCUCAUUAAAUUUUCGCCUUGUUGACAAUUGAAAAAGCUAGUAAUUGUUAAGUUUUUGUAGUUUUUCAUACGAAUGGUUGUGAUAAAAAUUUGUUAAAUCUACCCUUCUUAAACGAUGUUAAUAGAUUACGUUUUGUUGCACGAUCUUUAACAAUUGCCCACGUACUAUACAUUUUUGUGAUUGAGUAUUUCACCCGAAUUGUUGGACUCGUACCUUUACCUCCUACGGCGAAGUUGUAAGGCAUUUUUUUCAUUGUAGUGUAUCAUUUAAUAUAAUUUUCGCAUUAAAUAGAAUAAGUAUUAACCGCUGCAAUCGAAAAAAUGUUUACGGGGUGCGCACAAUACCAUUGGUUUAUUUGAUUUUUUUAAUUGGCUAUACAUAUAAUACGUUUAUAAAAGUGUAUUUUUUUACAAAUAAAACAUGGCUGCUAA
Molecule: messenger RNA, 3856 nt
Organism: Phyllotreta striolata
Lineage: Eukaryota; Metazoa; Arthropoda; Insecta; Coleoptera; Chrysomelidae
Source: the annotation of a GenBank genome assembly